Messenger RNA from Naegleria gruberi, 1125 nucleotides. RefSeq lists its product as uncharacterized. Gene Ontology annotation, molecular function: hydrolase activity, acting on ester bonds. NCBI's taxonomy places the organism in Eukaryota, Heterolobosea, Eutetramitea, Acrasida, Naegleriidae. The annotation marks the transcript as partial. Gene Ontology annotation, biological process: lipid metabolic process. The transcript is spliced from 2 exons. The record is from RefSeq and is a predicted model, not a curated record.
UCAAUUUUUGAUUUUGUAAGACAACAAGGAUAUCCAAUUGAAAAACACGAAACCGUUACCAGUGAUGGAUACGUGUUGCAAAUUCACAGAAUUCCUCAUGGAAAUUUGAAUUCCCUCAUGCUUUUCAAGGAUGAAAUUUUAUUAGAGGACGAAUUGGAAAGAAGAAAGAAAAAGAAGAGACCUGUAGUAUUCUUACAACAUGGCGUUUUCAAUUCUAGCUCUGCUUGGCUUAUUGGAGGCCAAAAAUAUAGCUUUGCAUUCAUGCUCGCAGAUGCAGGUUUUGAUGUUUGGCUUGGAAAUAAUAGAGGCGUUCAAUUUAGUAGAAAACACAUUUCAUGGAAUAGCUUUACAGACAAGGAAUUUUGGAAAUUCUCAUUUACUGAAAUGGCAAAAUUUGAUUUCCCAGCCCAAAUUAAAUACGUACUCAAGUUCACUCAAGUAGAGAAAUUAUCCUAUGUUGGCCAUUCUCAAGGAACUACACAAGCGUUUGUUGCCUUGACAUUAUUCCCAGAGUUACAAAAGAAAUUGGACAUGUUCAUUGCUUUGGCACCUGUGUGUAGUCUCAAGCAUCAACAAAGCAAAUUGUUAGCCAUGGUUACCAAGAUGAAUACGGAGAUGUUAUUCUCAACCCUGGAAGGAAUAGGUAUUGGAGAAAUUGGUGCUACACAACGUAAUAGAUCUGUUUUACCAAAGCUUACUCAGAGUUUAUUCAAUGAAGCAUGGACAGUUUUGUCAGAUUGUGAUAUUGAUCAUGCAAUUUUACCAAUCCUAUCAAAAUAUGAACCUUCUCCAACUUCUCUCCAAAAUUUAAUUCACUGGGGUCAAUUGAUCAAGUCUGAAUCAUUCCAAUCAUUUACUUAUCCAGCAAGCUCUGCCAAGAAUUCUACACCCCCAAAAGUUGAAAAGUACGAUCUUAAAAAGAUAAUUGAUGUACCAAUUGCUGUUUUCUAUGGCACUCUUGAUUACUUGGCUAAUCCUUCAGAUAUUGAGGAAUUCUUAAUGGAGGGGCUUCAAUAUUCACUUGUAUAUUCAAAAAAGAUUAUUGGUUUUAAGCAUAAUGACUUUGUUUGGGGAAAGAGAGCCAGAGAUGAAGUGUAUGUGUAUGCUCUCCAUUUACUCACACAA